AUGAACCUCCACUAUUCCGUCCUCUUCCUUGCGUCUAUCCUACUACUGUCGUCGUCCGCCUCUGCAGACUCUCUCAACCUCUUCAAGGUCCAAGCGAUUACUAACUUCCCCCAAAAAUGCGCGGCCACCUACAGCAUCGAUAUCAGCGACUGCAGUCCAUCUGAGAUCACCGUAAGCGGCGAGAUCGAACCCGAUGGCAGAGGUGUCUGCUCGCUAGAGUGCAUUGCCGCCCUGUCGAUGGUCAACAACAACCUUCUUUCUGCGUGUACAGGUGUGCAAGCAAAUGCGAACACACUGAUUGGCAUGUUUUUUGCACAAAAGGGGGUCAGCUAUCUAUGUCCCAACAGCGUGGUGGGGAAUGGACCAGCGCCUUCAUCUACAGGAGUGGAAAGCACAGCAGCAGAGACGUCCACAUCAUCAUCAUCAUCAUCCUCGAGCGGCGAGACUUUGACAACGACUACAACGACAACAACCUCCUCAAGUAGUACGACAGAAUCCUCGCAAUCUAGCAUAACGUCAGCACCCUCACCCUCAUUCCAACCAACGACAGCAGUAGACAAGGGUGUUGCUACCGUCCUAACCUCUGAAGCCCAACGAAGCGAUAGCUCAAAGUCAAAUCCAGACGCGUUUGGUGGUGGAGGCAGUCCAUUUGAAGUUGCCGCAAAUGGUGCUGUUCCAGGGAGAGUGAGAAAUAGUGUCCCAGUCAUGUUAUAUGCUGCGACGUUCUGGAGUGUCAUGGCGGGAUGCUGGAUCUUGGUUGGUGGAUGA
Messenger RNA from Endocarpon pusillum Z07020, 768 nucleotides. RefSeq lists its product as uncharacterized. The transcript has a single exon. The record is from RefSeq and is a predicted model, not a curated record. Lineage: Eukaryota; Fungi; Ascomycota; Eurotiomycetes; Verrucariales; Verrucariaceae. Bases 1 to 768 code for a protein of 255 amino acids.